AUGUCUGCUGAACAAGAAACCAAAAACACCGAAGAAACCUCAGUCGGCGGCAACCUAGACGCUGCUGGAUCUGCUUCGGGCGCUGCCAGCCUCGGAGCUUCAGGAUCCUCGAAGAAAUCUGAGGAGAGACGAAAGCCGAAGAAACUUGGGCAGAAGGCUCAAUCAAACGGCACCCCCCAGAAAGAAGGCGCUGAAGGCGACGCAGACGGAGCCGGCGACCAGGAAGCACCUUCGACACCGACGCCGCAACCGCAGAAAAUGGAACAACAAUCGCGCUCAAAGUCGAGACAGGCCAGCCGAGGUCGUAGUCGGCAGUCAAGUCAGCCACCUAGUGACACGGACAGUGCGUAUAGAAGCGACGUCUCUCAAAAGCCCCGAAGGAACCGAAACCGCAACCGUGGAAAAGGUCAAGCGCAAGCACAGACCCAGCAACAGGGAGGCGGCGGCGGACCUCUGGAUGCCGUUGACGAAGUCGGUGAGACCGUGAACGGCGUUGUAGACGGCGCCGGAGACGCUGUCAACGAUACAGUCGGAAAUGUGGGCAAAGCCGUGGGCAAGCCUCACGAAGCUCUUGGAGGACUACUCCACAACAAGGGUGGGAACGAAGAGGAGGACAAAGAUGAUGGUGGCGGCACUGAUGAGCAACUGCGGCUACGACUCGACUUGAAUCUCGACAUCGAGGUCCAGCUCAAAGCUAAGAUCCAUGGCGACUUGACUCUGGGACUAUUGAACUAG
This is a messenger RNA of Capronia coronata CBS 617.96, 735 nucleotides long. RefSeq lists its product as uncharacterized. Lineage: Eukaryota; Fungi; Ascomycota; Eurotiomycetes; Chaetothyriales; Herpotrichiellaceae. Bases 1 to 735 code for a protein of 244 amino acids. The record is from RefSeq and is a predicted model, not a curated record. The transcript is spliced from 2 exons.